AUGCACACCAAUCAGCUCUCUGGUCCCAUUCCUGUUGAACUUGGGAAUUUGAAGUCUCUCACUGAUCUUGAUGUGUUUGAGAAUCAACUUAAUGGCUCUAUUCCUUCAUCAUUGGGUAAUUUGACAUCUUUGAAUGCCAUUUAUAUGCACAUCAAUCAGCUCUCUGGUCCCAUUCCUGUUGAACUUGGGAAUUUGAAGUCUCUCACUGAUCUUGCUGUGUUUAAGAAUCAACUUAAUGGCUCUAUUCCUUCAUCAUUGGGUAAUUUGACAUCUUUGAAUGCCCUUUAUAUGCACACCAAUCAGCUCUCUGGUCCCAUUCCUGUUGAACUUGGGAAUUUGAAGUCUCUCACUGAUCUUGAUGUGUUUGAGAAUCAACUUAAUGGCUCUAUUCCUUCAUCAUUGGGUAAUUUGACAUCUUUGAAUGCCCUUUAUAUGCACACCAAUCAGCUCUCUGGUCCCAUUCCUGUUGAACUUGGGAAUUUGAAGUCUCUCACUGAUCUUGAUGUGUUUGAGAAUCAACUUAAUGGCUCUAUUCCUUCAUCAUUGGGUAAUUUGACAUCUUUGAAUGCCCUUUAUAUGCACACCAAUCAGCUCUCUGGUCCCAUUCCUGUUGAACUUGGGAAUUUGAAGUCUCUCACUGAUCUUGAUGUGUUUGAGAAUCAACUUAAUGGCUCUAUUCCUUCAUCAUUGGGUAAUUUGACAUCUUUGAAUGCCCUUUAUAUGCACACCAAUCAGCUCUCUGGUCCCAUUCCUGUUGAACUUGGGAAUUUGAAGUCUCUCACUGAUCUUGCUGUGUUUAAGAAUCAACUUAAUGGCUCUAUUCCUUCAUCAUUGGGUAAUUUGACAUCUUUGAAUGCCCUUUAUAUGCACACCAAUCAGCUCUCUGGUCCCAUUCCUGUUGAACUUGGGAAUUUGAAGUCUCUCACUGAUCUUGAUGUGUUUGAGAAUCAACUUAAUGGCUCUAUUCCUUCAUCAUUGGGUAAUUUGACAUCUUUGAAUGCCCUUUAUAUGCACACCAAUCAGCUCUCUGGUCCCAUUCCUGUUGAACUUGGGAAUUUGAAGUCUCUCACUGAUCUUGCUGUGUUUAAGAAUCAACUUAAUGGCUCUAUUCCUUCAUCAUUGGGUAAUUUGACAUCUUUGAAUGCCCUUUAUAUGCACACCAAUCAGCUCUCUGGUCCCAUUCCUGUUGAACUUGGGAAUUUGAAGUCUCUCACUGAUCUUGAUCUCUCUGGUCCCAUUCCUGUUGAACUUGGGAAUUUGAAGUCUCUCACUGAUCUUGCUGUGUUUAAGAAUCAACUUAAUGGCUCUAUUCCUUCAUCAUUGGGUAAUUUGACAUCUUUGAAUGCCCUUUAUAUGCACACCAAUCAGCUCUCUGGUCCCAUUCCUGUUGAACUUGGGAAUUUGAAGUCUCUCACUGAUCUUGAUGUGUUUGAGAAUCAACUUAAUGGCUCUAUUCCUUCAUCAUUGGGUAAUUUGACAUCUUUGAAUGCCAUUUAUAUGCACAUCAAUCAGCUCUCUGGUCCCAUUCCUGUUGAACUUGGGAAUUUGAAGUCUCUCACUGAUCUUGCUGUGUUUAAGAAUCAACUUAAUGGCUCUAUUCCUUCAUCAUUGGGUAAUUUGACAUCUUUGAAUGCCCUUUAUAUGCACACCAAUCAGCUCUCUGGUCCCAUUCCUGUUGAACUUGGGAAUUUGAAGUCUCUCACUGAUCUUGAUGUGUUUGAGAAUCAACUUAAUGGCUCUAUUCCUUCAUCAUUGGGUAAUUUGACAUCUUUGAAUGCCUUUAUAUGCACAUCAAUCAGCUCUCUGGUCCCAUUCCUGUUGAACUUGGGAAUUUGA
This is a messenger RNA of Lactuca saligna, 1836 nucleotides long. Lineage: Eukaryota; Viridiplantae; Streptophyta; Magnoliopsida; Asterales; Asteraceae. The record is from the annotation of a GenBank genome assembly.